Thamnophis elegans (Western terrestrial garter snake) is the source of this 2951-nucleotide messenger RNA. It is a transcript of the gene PRSS53, whose product is annotated as serine protease 53. Gene Ontology annotation, molecular function: serine-type endopeptidase activity. The record is from RefSeq and is a predicted model, not a curated record. Lineage: Eukaryota; Metazoa; Chordata; Lepidosauria; Squamata; Natricidae. Gene Ontology annotation, biological process: proteolysis.
AUGACUAAUUUGGCUUCAGAUUUACACAUGCUGAAAAAUGCCAGAUUGUGCAAGGCAGAAGAGGUGUGGGGGGGCGGAGCGACCCAGGGAGCCUCCUCCUGCAACAUGCCUGGAAUAUAUAUAAACCUUGAGUCCUGCAGAGAACAAGCAAUGCAAAGAAAUAACUUGGCAAAGAUGAACAGACAGAUAAGAUCUGCCAACAUUGGGCUGAUUCUGGCCUUGGUCCUUUUGGCUCUUCACAAAGGAUCAUCAGUUCCAGCAUUAACAUGUGGACUUCAACGGCCUGUUCCAAGGAUAGCGGGUGGCGUGAAUGCCCAGCCUGGCGAGUGGAGGUGGCAAGCCAGUAUCCAAUAUCAGAACCAACAUAUCUGCGGAGGAAGCCUCAUUAAUAACCAAUGGGUUCUCACUGCUGCCCAUUGCUUUUUCGAGAUUGGGAAAGAAAUCCACGUGCAGCACUGGAGCGUGAUCUUGGGAACUAUAAAGCUGACUGGCAAGCGGUUCAGAGGGACAAAACUGAAUGUCUCCAUGGUUAUCCCUUUUGAAAACUACACCAGCUACAUCACAGGCCAUGACAUCGCUCUGGUGCGCCUGGCGAAGCCUGUGCGCUACACCAAAGACAUUGCACCCAUCUGCCUGCCCUUUGCCGAGCACCGCUUUGCCUUUGGGACCCAGUGCUGGUUGACUGGCUGGGGAGACGUCGCAGCCAAUGUCCACCUGCCAGACCCCAAGCCCCUCCAAGAGAUAACCAUGGACCUUUUGACUGUCGACACCUGCAACUGCAUUUACAGCAAUCUGCGCAACAGGCGGAUCGUCAACCCUGCCUUGCCUGGCAUGGUCUGCGCCCUGACUCCUGACCGCAAAAGAGGACCUUGUAAGGGUGACUCGGGUGGCCCGCUGGUUUGCCUAGAGAACGGCCGGUGGUUCCAGGCAGGGAUCAUGAGUUCCUCCUUGAGCUGUACCCAAUUCUACGGACCCACCCUCUUGACAGACGUGAGAUCCUACACCAGCUGGAUCCAGCAUCAUGUUGAAGGAGCCUCAUUUGCCAAUCAGAUUGAGCCCAUACCUAACACCACUGACAGUUACAUGUGCACAGGCUGUGGGGCCCUGCAACAGGAGAACAAACAGUGGCCUUGGUAUGUAAGUCUACAGUAUGAAGGACAGCACGUCUGUGGAGGCACUUUGAUUGGGGAACACCACAUCCUGACUGCUGCUCAGUGCUUCAUCGGGCGCCAGGAAACAGAAGGCUGGGAGGUAUUGCUGGGAGAGUAUCUGGAAGGAGGGCGACAAAAAUGGCAAGAGAAGAGAACUCUAAAAAACAUUGAGCUUCACGGUCUCUACAUUGACAUGAUGGAAGGUCACGACAUUGCAGUAGCCACACUGGCGCAACAUGUGGUGUUCAACAACAGCAUCUGGGCCAUUUGUGCCCCAUAUGCUGCCCACCAGUUCCCUCUUGGCUCGACUUGCUGGACCCGUGGGCGGAGAAUUGAUGAUGGUGGGAUGCCAAGCCCUCUGCAAAGUGUGCAGGCGAAAAUCCUUGGCCCAAAGAAAUGCAACUGCCUCUACAAUGCGACGAGUGACCCUGGGAGAAAAACCCCCAUCAUUCCUGAGAUGAUCUGUGCAGCGCCACACAACAGAUCCAUGCGUUGUGAGGUAAGCAUCGGAGACCCCUUGGUUUGCAGCCAAAAUGGGGUGUGGUUCUUGGCUGGAAUUUCCAGUUUUGGGAAUGGAUGUGGAACUAUAAUUCGUCCAGGGGUUUUCACAUCGGUCAAGACCCAUGAAGAGUGGAUCAUGAACGCUGCCUGGUCCGCAUACUAUAAUGUGCAAAAGCCCCCUCUUCCAAAGGCCACGGAUCAAGAGACUUGCCUGACUGCCUAACCUUCUUGUUAACAUCUAGCAAGCUCAUAAAUCAGGAUUUCUCUUGCAGUGAGGGAUUGAAAGCAAACUUUUGCUUCAAUUUAUGAUUUGUAUGUACAUCUGUCUUGAAGCAACUUGAAUCUUGGUGUAAUCCCACAAGCCAGAGAAAUAUCUACAAGACCAGUCACAUCCUUGGAAAUUCUCUAGUCAACAUUGCAUUCAUUUAUUCAUGUUUCUCAACUGGGCAAUGUUUAAGAUGUGUGGAUUUCAAUUCCCAGAAUUCCCUGCCACGUGUCUUAAAGCUGCCAAAGUUGAGAAACACUGCCUUAGGCACCCUGUUCAUACAGUUACAUUUCUCAUUUCAUUUCAUUUUUUUUAAGCCUGUGGUUGUCCACUCCUGAUCCUGAAAUAUCAGGAUGGCAAAUAUUUAUUUCCUUUUUUUUUGACCUGCAAAUAAGCCUGGGACUAAACUGAUCAAAACUGACUCACCCAAUUUUUACACUCCUAAAAAUUCAUUUUCAAAGGCUGUGAAGCUUGUAUAGUCAAUAUGCCCUGUUCUUUAAUGCUUUGGAAUGCUCUUAUUAUUUUCUAAAAAACAAACCACACACACUAAGUAACCUGUGUACUAAAUAUGAGCUUUUUAGUGUCAGUAGAGUCUUGCCAAUUAAUUACAGACAGCCCCAUACAAUUUACAUUUUGUUUCAGUGAUUAUGAUUCUCUAGUAUCUCAAUAGAAAUAUUGAGACUGACAUACUUCUCCCAAUGUAUUAAACCAUGAUAUGGCUUGUUUCCUUGAGCUUUAGGUAUUCUACAAACUUAACUGCUGUACUUUAUGGCUUAGCCUUUUGAACAAACCUUAAGGGUGGUUUGUUAUACUGUGUAUGCCAUGGUUAUAUAAACCUUUGUACCAUGUUAGCACAGACUACAGCUUCCUUGGCUUUUGUAGACAAGCCAGGAAUCCAGGUUUCUUGCCCUCCACUUUUGCUUUCUUUGAGCCUCAGCACUUUAUUUUGAAAGCAAGAUGUGGGUAGAAUCUUGGAUUUCUUGUGUGAAUUAAAAAGCACCCAACUAAUAUUGAGGUUUCCCCCCCCCCCAAGA